AAUAAAUUGCUUCUUUACCUUGAAUUCCGCCGCCCCCUCUUAAAAAAAAGGAAUGACUUACAUUAACAUAUUACAAGCAACUCGGGACAUGGUCUCCCAAUACAUGUCUGGGUUGGAUCCUUCUCACGACAUGUACCAUGUUGACAGAGUCAGAAGACUUGCACUUGACAUUGCCAAAGAUUGCAUCAAGAAUGGAGCCACGCAAAUUGAUUUAGAGUUAGUAGAGUUGGCUGCACUCUGUCAUGAUGUAGGUGACAGAAAGUACUACCAAGGAAAAGAAACAGGUGGCCAAUUGAUUGAGACGUUUUUGAACGAGCAAAAGUACGGUAAAGCAGACAUUGUUGCUAAAAUUGUAGAUCACGUUGGUUUCAGUAAAGAAUUGGGCUGGAAUGAUGAAACUGAUGACAAGGAAAAAGUCCAAUGGCGCAACUUGUGUUUGGAAUUGCAUGCGUAAGUUUUACAUAUUUUUCUUAAGAACUGCUUUGCAUAUAAUGAUUGUAUAUGUUCUAGUGUCCAAGAUGCGGAUAAGUUGGACGCCAUUGGCGCUUUUGGCGUUCUGCGAUGUGCUGCCUUUAGUGGUGCCAGAAAUCGAUCAUUGUAUGUACCUGAUGAUAAACCGAUCGAAAAUAUUACUCAAGAAGAAUAUCUGAACAAAAAUGCAGACAGUUCAGCUAUUGGUCAUUUCCAUGAGAAAUUGUUUAGAUUAAAAACUAUGAUGAGAACAGCAAGAGGAAAGGUUUUGGCCAAUGAGCGUGAUCGCUUUAUGCAAUCUUUUGUAGACCAAAUUGACAAGGAGUAUAAUAUUGAGAGCUAA
This is a messenger RNA of Mucor mucedo, 814 nucleotides long. RefSeq lists its product as uncharacterized. Bases 53 to 454 code for a protein of 133 amino acids. The transcript has 4 exons. Lineage: Eukaryota; Fungi; Mucoromycota; Mucoromycetes; Mucorales; Mucoraceae. The record is from RefSeq and is a predicted model, not a curated record.